This is a messenger RNA of Aspergillus ruber CBS 135680, 1439 nucleotides long. Its product is annotated as Bax Inhibitor family protein. The transcript is spliced from 2 exons. Lineage: Eukaryota; Fungi; Ascomycota; Eurotiomycetes; Eurotiales; Aspergillaceae. Gene Ontology annotation, cellular component: mitochondrial inner membrane. The record is from RefSeq and is a predicted model, not a curated record. The coding region runs from base 361 to 1356 and encodes 331 amino acids.
ACUGAGAUGUGUUCCUGCAGCGGCUUGCAAAAGCUUGUUCGAUUGCGACCUUAAUAUGAUGCGAUGCCUCUGGCGUAUAGUCUUCAAUAAUUAUAACAAUGAAUUCCAAUGCGCAGAAAUUCGCCGGUAACGAUGAUUCUGAUCCCUCCCCACCAUCAUCACCAGUUAAUCGCAUUAGUCAUCACUGGGAGUUAUCUGACCCACGUGACAUUCACUUCUCGAACGUUCGGGUGCCCGUAGCGGACAUAAGCGGAAGUCUGAUAUCACCGCCGCCGCUUUAAAUACUCUUCGGUCUCUCCUGCAACUUCAGCGUCAUCUAUCAGACAACGUCGAUACCCUGUACAUAUCGAUACCACAAUCAUGGCGUUCUUUAUAAGACGCCCAUUCGCCGUGCCAUCGGCGCUGGGCCAAAUUCCGAAAGCCACAAACACCGCUCGAUUCAUCCACAACUCGUCCUCUAGGCCUUUCUCCAAACCUGUUUCGUCCAUCUUCGCAAAGUCUCGUCAGUCGUUCCAUAAUGCCUUCAAGCGGACCUAUAUGCAGCCUUCUGCCAGCCCUGCGCAGGGUAACAUGACUCAACAGCUUUUGUACGGUGCGGCUAUUGUUGGUGGAACUGUUUUGGCGACGAACUUUGUCUUCAACCGGGAAACUCGUGAGGAUGGCGGCAUGCCGGCUUAUGAGCGCAGCUACUUGAACGAAACAUUUAUGCACACUGGUCUUGGUGUUGGUAUUAUUGGUAUUGCCGCUCGGGCUCUGCACAUGAAUGGCUGGUCGUAUCGUCUGAUGGCCACCAACCCUUGGGUUGUCGUUGGUCUUGGUCUUGUUGCUAGCAUGGGUACUAUGUUCGGAACUUUUUACACUCCUCCUGAGAACUAUGUGAUGAAGUAUGGUCUCUGGACCGGUUUCAACAUCACCCAGGCCGCUCUCCUCUCGCCCUUGAUGUUCAUGCACCCCGCCCUUCUCGCCCGUGCUGGCCUCUAUACGGUUGGAAUGAUGGGUUCGAUUGCCUUCGUUGGCGCCACCGCCAAGCAGGAGAAGUACCUGUACCUCGGUGGACCUCUGCUCGCUGGUGUCACCAUCGUCGCUCUUUCCGGUCUUGCCCCGCUCGCCCUCCCCGCCACUGCCACUCGCGCUCUUGCCUGGUCUGACAAGAUCUGGCUGUACGGUGGCCUCGCUGUCUUCGGUGGUUUCACCCUGUACGACGUCCAGAAGGUCUUGGCCCACGCCCGCAUGUCGCAGAGGGGCCUGGCGAAGCGUGACGUUGUCAACGAGAGCGUUAGCCUUGAAUUGGACUUUAUCAACAUUUUCGUCCGCAUGGUUCAGAUCCUUGCUAUGCGGAACAACAACCGGAGAUAAACUUGACGUCAUCCAGACGGGUUUGCUUUUAGGGGGUUAGUACUGGGGACCCGCUGUAUUAUUUAUACAACUGCUUUUUUUUU